Messenger RNA from Puma concolor (puma), 1366 nucleotides. RefSeq names its product macrophage scavenger receptor 1 (gene MSR1). The record is from RefSeq and is a predicted model, not a curated record. Gene Ontology annotation, molecular function: scavenger receptor activity; serine-type endopeptidase activity. Gene Ontology annotation, cellular component: plasma membrane. Gene Ontology annotation, biological process: receptor-mediated endocytosis; zymogen activation. Lineage: Eukaryota; Metazoa; Chordata; Mammalia; Carnivora; Felidae.
UAUGGAACCGUGGGAUAGGUUUCCCGAUCACCAGGAUGAUGCUGAUAGCUGCUCAGAGUCUGUGAAGUUCGACGCCCGCUCCAUGACAGCCUUGCUUCCUCUGAAUCCUAAAAAUGGUCCUACCCUACAAGAGAAACUGAAGUCUCUCAAAGCUGCACUGAUUGCCCUUUAUCUCCUUGUGUUUGUAGUUCUCGUGCCUAUCAUCGGAAUAAUGGCAGCGCAAGUCCUGAAGUGGGAAAUGAAGAAUUGCACAGUUGGUUCAAUUAAUGCAAACGAUAUGUCUCAAAGUCUCGCAGGAAAAGCAAAUGACAGUGAAGAAGAAAUGAGAUUUCGAGAAGCUGUAAUGGAACAAAUGAACAACAUGGAGAAGAGAAUCCAAUUUAUUUCAGAUACAGAAGCCAAUCUCAUAGAUUCAGAGCAUUUCCAAAAUUUUAGUCUGGUGACUGAUCAAAGAUUCAAUGAUGUUCUUCUCCAGCUGAGCACCUUGGUUUCCUCAGUUCAGGGACAUGGAAACGCAAUAGAUGAAAUCUCCAAGUCAUUAAUCAGUCUGAAUAUCACAUUGCUUGACUUGCAGCUCAAUAUUCAAACACUGAAUGGCAAAGUCCAAGAGAAUACAUUUAACCAUCAAGAGGACGUGAGUAGAUUAGAGGAGCGUGUGUACAAUGCAUCAGCAGAAAUUAUGUCUAUGAAAGAAAAACAAGUGAAUUUGGAACAGGAAAUAAAAGGAGAAGUGAAACUACUGAAUAAUAUCACUAAUGAUCUCAGACUGAAAGAUUGGGAACACUCUCAGACGUUGAAAAAUAUCACUUUAAUUCAAGGUCCUCCUGGACGCCCAGGUGAAAAAGGAGAGAGGGGUCCUGCUGGAGAAAGUGGUCCACGAGGCAUUCCAGGUGCAAUAGGUCCUCCAGGUCCCAAAGGUGAUCGGGGAGCAAUUGGUUUUCCUGGAAGCCGAGGAUUCCCAGGACCAAUGGGGAAGACCGGGAGGACAGGAAAUCCUGGACCCAAAGGCCAGAAGGGGGAAAAAGGGAGCGGAAGCAUGCUAACUCCACCUAAGACCGUACGAUUGGUUGGUGGUAGCGGUCCUCAUGAGGGCAGAGUGGAGAUUUUCCACAGUGGCCACUGGGGCACGGUCUGUGAUGACCACUGGGAGCUACGAGGUGGACAGGUCAUCUGUAGAAGUUUGGGUUACCAAGGUGUUCAAGCUGUGCAUAAGGGAGCUUACUUUGGACAAGGUACCGGUCCAAUCUGGCUGAAUGAAGUGUUUUGUUUUGGGAGAGAAUCAUCUAUCGAAGAAUGUAAAAUUAAACAGUGGGGUGCGAGAGUCUGUUCACACUCUGAAGAUGCUGGAGUCACUUGCGUUUUAUAA